AUGGCGUUUGCAGUUGGUUGGGGCUGCUUCGGGAUGGGUUUCGGGUGGAAGGCGCGCGGAGGACCCGGAGCCGGGGCGGUGCCGGCGGACAGACGAUUUUUUAAUUUAUUUAAAUGGUUACCAUUAAAAAAAUCAUCUAACGGUAACACGACAUUUUAUGCAUGUUGCCACCCGCUGCACUUGCACGGCUUCAACUUCUUUGUCGUCGGCCAGGGGUCCGGGAACUACGACCCGGCUCGCGACCCGGCCAGGUUCAACCUCGUCGACCGUGUCGAACGCAACACCGUCGGCGUCCCCGCCGGCGGCUGGGUCGCUAUCCGUUUUCGUGCAUACAACCCAGGUGUAUGGUUCAUGCAUUGCCACUUGGAGGUGCACAUGAGCUGGGGACUGAAGAUGGCGUGGCUGGUGCUGGACGGCAGCCGUCCGGAGCAGAAGCUCCCGCCGCCGCCGGCAGAUCUCCCGAAAUGCUAG
This is a messenger RNA of Lolium perenne, 471 nucleotides long. Lineage: Eukaryota; Viridiplantae; Streptophyta; Magnoliopsida; Poales; Poaceae. The record is from RefSeq and is a predicted model, not a curated record.